This is a messenger RNA of Argentina anserina (silverweed cinquefoil), 1537 nucleotides long. Its product is annotated as WAT1-related protein At5g47470-like. Bases 279 to 1328 code for a protein of 349 amino acids. Gene Ontology annotation, cellular component: plasma membrane. Gene Ontology annotation, molecular function: transmembrane transporter activity. The record is from RefSeq and is a predicted model, not a curated record. NCBI's taxonomy places the organism in Eukaryota, Viridiplantae, Streptophyta, Magnoliopsida, Rosales, Rosaceae. The transcript is spliced from 7 exons.
UAGAAUAUAGAAACCUCCCCUCCAUACCCAACCGUCAUGAAGGUUAGCUCAGAAAUCAAAAACAGGUAGAGAGGAAAAGGCCAAGCUGUAAAGACAAGUUUUUUACGUUAAAAUCUGAUAUAUCCCCCUUCAAAGCAAAAACCCAGAAGAGGAAUGGAAAUACAGGAGAUAGAGAAGAAGAUCGAGAAGAAGAAGUGAAUAUUACAUAGUUUGUGUUGGGGUGUUUAUUUUCACCAACCAGAAUAGGGUUUGUUGGGUGAGGAGGAAAGGGAAAAAAAAUGAGGUUUAAGAGGGAGAUGAUCGAAGAUGUUGCUCUGAUAGGGGGACUGGUAGGGGUGCAAUUUGUGUAUGCUGGGAAUUCUAUUUUGCUGAGCUAUUUUAUGUCUUUAGGCCUUGGCCCUCUCACCAUUGUUAUCUACUCAAGCUUCGCUACCUUCAUCAUCCUCUCUCCCAUUGCUUACUGUUUUGAAAGGAGCAAAUGGCCAAACAAAAUCAGCCUCAAGUUUAUGAUUCAGUUGGUCUUGAUCGCCUUUGGAGGAGUAACUUUGUUUCAGGUUCUAUUUUUAAAGGGGAUCGUGCUUACUUCACCAGCAAUGGCAACAGCCAUGCCUAAUCUUGCUCCGGGAUUCAUAUUUGUCAUCGCUUGUACUGUAAGAUUGGAGAAAAUAAAAAUUAGUUGUCUAUACAGCAAAGUAAAGAUUCUAGGCACAAUGUUGUGUGUGGUAGGCGCUCUGAUAAUGAGCGUGAUGCAAAGCACCACUUCCAGCCAAGCAACAGAGAUUAAAUUUCAAGCUCAUUCUCCUGAUGUGAUCUUCGACAAGCAGAAAAUUAUCGGUUGCUUGUAUCUCCUUGCUGCCGUGUUUGUUUUAUCCAGCAAUAUUGUCUUGCAGGCUACAACAUUGGGUGAUUUUCCUGCACCUAUGUCCUUGUGUGCCAUAACAUCUUUGAUAGGGGUGUUUAUAACUGCUGCUGUACAAUUCAUUCAAGUUCAUAAAAUUGAACUUGGUUGGCCCCUCGUCAGUGCUCGAGACUUGAUUGGCUUUUCUGUACUGGGAGGUACAGUGAGUGGGGCUUGUAUUAGCUUCAAUGGGUGGGCAAUGAAGAAGAGAGGGCCUGUUUUGGUGUCGAUGUUUAGCCCCAUUGGAACUGUCUGCUCAGUUGUUCUUUCAGUUAUCACCUUAGGAGAAUCCAUCAGUGUUGGAAGCCUUGCUGGUAUGUGCCUCAUGUUUACUGGCCUCUACUUUUUCCUAUGGGCGAAAGGAAAGGAAGGAUUUCCAGGGAUUGACAUGGAAAGUGAGUUUGAUGCAGAGAAGCCUCUUUUAAGUUGAUAAUUUGUUUCAGCAUCAUCAUCUGGUUUGUACAUAUAUUUUGGUAAACUCAUAGGAAUGCUGGACGAAAUGGUUCUAUGGGAGUAAGAAUCUGAUAUAGACUACUGGCCCCCUACACAAUGUGCUCUCAGAUCUAUCAAAACAAUAAGAUUAAUCAAGGCCUUUUCAUCUUUUGCAUUGUGCCCAGAAAUUUUGAACUGCGUUCUUUG